GCAAGGAAAUAAACUGAAAUUUAAUCAGUUACAGUGUGUAAUGUGUAUUUAUGUGUGAAAAUUGGUGGAUAAACACUUACUUUGUGUAGGGAGAGCUGCUUGCCAUGAUAAAUUCAACAAACCAAGGGACUUUUGGUGACAAAACAAGUGCAUCUGUCACUGGUUUUCAAGCAACCGUCAACGGUUUUUCUGAACGCAAUUCAACGGUCAUUUCUGUUUUAUCCUUGAGUCAGUUCGUGAAUGAAUCGGGAACACACCGCGUGCAACAAUUUUAAUACAAGAAACAAUAAGUGAUUUAUUUAUAAUAUACAAGACAAUUAUUCUCAUGGGCGACUCUAAAAACAUCACCUCAUUUCCUGAAUACCUCAAAGGACUAAAAGCACGGCCGGUACGCAACGGACAAAACCGCGUCGAGGCGAGAAAAAACCGCCUAAACAACCGCGAUAUGCUUCGUGAUUCAAAACGUACUUAUUCACCAAUGCCGCCGACACCCUGCAAACCCACAGCACCACCAACAUUCACCAAACCUUCAACAAUGAAAAAACAACCACAAACCCAACAAAAACAACCCGAAACCGCUGCAAAACCGGGUAAAACCGUUGAGGAACUCAUGGAUAGACUGCAAAAAUGGCGCGCAGAACGCGACAAAAAACGCACCGCAGAGAAAGCCAACAAAAAACCGGUGUUUAAAGUAUCCCGACACGUUGUGAUUCCAUCAGUAGCUGCAAUGGACCUUCCUCUACCUUCCGGAGCAAAUAAUCACACAUUUAAAGCACCAGCUAAUAUAAAACCUAUUCAGUUUCAUUCUAAUACAACUAUGAAAGAUGUGAGCGGUAAAAACAACAUGGCGGUUAAGAAGAGUGUAACAAAAACUAAAAUCAAUGAAGAAAAAGUUCUACAACCUAAAAAUACAAAUAUAAACAUACAGACAACUCGUAGAAAGUUGAAUUAUAGUAAUAAAGAAGAACAAAUCACUGUAAAACCUGAGAGGAGGAUUACAAGACAGCUUAGUGCAAUGAAACAAAAAGGUGACGAUAAAGUAAAUGUUACUGUUAAAACACAGACAAAACAGACUCGACAAACUAAAAAAACAACUAAACUUCAACCAAAGAUUGAAGAAGAGGUUAAUAAAGUUGCCGACGUUGAUGAAGUUGUAAUAACAAAUAAAGAAAAUGUUGGAAAUCCUAAAAAAACAACCAAAUUUGCUAAAACGCCUGUGCAAACACCUAAAAGACGAAAAUCACGCAGGAAUUUACAUGAAACACCUGAAAAUAACGAGAAUAACGAUGUAAGUCCAGUUAAAAAUCGAAAAUCCAACGAAAAUCAAAUCAAAACACCAAAAACAAGAAAAGGGCGCAAAUCAGCUGGUAGAACACCUGGAAUACGAUUAAUUAAUAAACAAUCUGAAGAUAUUGAAGAAAUUAAAGAAGAUACAGAGGAAUUACCAAAAAGUGCUGGGAGUACAGAUUCUGCUUCGAGUGUUUAUCCAUUUGAAGAAUUAAACUCUACAUUUACUCUGGAUGAAGAAAAAGAAACAACGCCUAAAACAGAACACUAUGUGAGUCCUUUCGUGACAAUGUCACGUGGUAAAAGUCUGGCUAGAACAGAAUACAAGUCGCGGUCAUCCAAAGGUGGAGAAUGUGUCAAAUCACCGGAUGUAACAGGCAUUAAAGCAGGUUCCGCGUAUUUUUACAAACUCCUAGAUGAUGAAAUCGCGAGAAUUCGUGGUUUAUGCGAUAAAUGGGAAGAAUACAAGAUGAAUGAAAAUUUACCAGAAGAAGCUUGUAACAUGAUAAAUGUACCAGUGGGCCAAUCAAACCUUCUAAUCUCAAAGAAAAUGAAACAAUUCCGGGCGUUGAUUGACAAAUCUGUUGUUUCCACCGAUGAAUUAUCAGUUACCUGCGCGGAUUUGCAUGGUUUUUGGGAUACUGUGAUGAUACAAGUUAGUAAUCUCAACCAACGCUUUGAGAAUUUGAUUAGGUUACGUGAUAAUCAAUGGCAGGAAGUUUUACCAGAAGUUUCACCAGCAAAAGAAGUUGAAAUAAAGCGUAAACCACUAAAACGCGCUGUUAAAAAACCUUCUGCUGCUGUAAAUAAACCCACAUCGAAGAUUCGUGAUGCAAUUCGUGCAGCCAGAGCGAAUAAACUAGCUCCACCUCAAGAUGGCGGCGGGGCUGAAUUCAACGGUGGUUUCUUUAAUAUAAAAUCACCGAAUAAAGUUAUAGAAGUUAGGCAACCAACAACACAUGCAACUCCACGUCCCUCGAAUGCCAUGUCUUUAUUAAAGACUGUUUUGCAUUCGGAGAGUCGUAAAAGUGCGAGGAAAUCAACAGGAUUAGCGAUUAUAAAUGCAACACGCAAUGCACGAUUAAGUGAUAUUGUCCCAGCUGCUGCUACACCUACGAAAAGUAUUUUAAAGGUGGCAACGCCGCGAAGUUCGGUGAAAAAAGCGGUGAUUUUUAAUGAAGCUGGCCCGGAGAUUUUAGCAUUUGAUCCGCAUCAUUACGAAGAUGAUGUUGUAGAAGAAGAUAAAAGAAAACUUCGGAAUAUAUGCGAUGCGCGCGCACCACUUCGGCGAUCGCUGCGCUUGUCAACGCCGCACACUGAAUGAAAUCAGUUUAUUUUUUUAUAUUUUUAUAUGUAUUAUUUUAAGAAAUAACUUGUUUACUUAUGUAGCAUAAUUGUGUAUUGAAUAAAGAGAUGAUUUAUUUAAA
Molecule: messenger RNA, 2714 nt
Organism: Dalotia coriaria
Lineage: Eukaryota; Metazoa; Arthropoda; Insecta; Coleoptera; Staphylinidae
Gene: mars
Product: guanylate kinase-associated family member mars
Exons: 6
Coding region: 326-2611 (761 amino acids)
Biological process (GO): signaling
Source: RefSeq, a predicted model, not a curated record